CAAUUCCCAAACAUCGAUGGCUGCUUGCUGUGUAAACUGAAUUCAAUAUACUUUUACUUUAAGCUUGCUCGUUGUUUAUAAAGGUGUUUGUCCUGAAAUUAUCUUGAAAAUAAUAAUGUAUAGGCUAUAGUAUCAGAACCUCUUUACAUUACAACAAGGACCAGCAUUGAGCAACCAUGACAGCGAUCAGGCACACUCUGCAAAGGGAUGUGUUCUUGCCUCAGGGGGAGCGUUUAAUUGACGUUGUUCAUGUUAGCAAAACAGGAAAGAAGAAGAAAAGCAGCUUCCUCUGUGCAGCAAUUACAACAGAUUCACCAAUUUGUGUAUCGCUGUACAAAGUGAAGAAAGCUGACAAAGAAAAUUUCAGAAAGAGACAAUGUUGGCCUCUGGCUGAGUUAAAAUUAGUUGAUGGAAAAGAUGCUGAGAAGGAUUUGCCAGAUUUUGAUCUUCACUUUGAGAAAGUUUACAAAUGGAUCGCAAGCAAUGAAGUGGAAAAAAAUAAAUUCAUCACCACAUUGUGGAAGUUGAGUAGUCGGUAUCAGAAGGAUCGCCAUAAACCUGAAUUAUUCAUAAAUGUGAAACCAGUUCUUCUCGAAGAAACAUUAAUGAUUGGGGACCAAGCAUUGCAAAUUGACCUGAUGGAAUCCGGUGACACAGAAGAAAAUGAUUACCAUGCGUUAUCCAAGAAGGAGGAAGAAGAUUUGAAGAAGAUGAUGAAUGAGUGUGACUUUGCUAUUGGGAAUGCAGAAGCUUUUAUGGAAAGGCUGUCAAAUGACCUGUCUGUCCUUGAUGGUGAUAAUAUUCAUUCAAUCAUUGAAUCACAGCAAGAGGUUGCCAGGCUCAUGAAUUUGCUUGAUGAUUCUUUGCGUGUUGUCAACAAACUUGAAACAAAGUUAAAUGAUUAUGAUGAAAUGCUUGAGGGAGUUCGAGCGCAUAUGGAUGUGAUGGAACAGAAGGAUUCCUCAAUUCAGGUUCAGAACCAGAACCAGCAAAAGCUGUUGACAGAAUUGGAAGCUCUUGUUAAGAAGCUUGAGUUGCCACACAGGUAUCAAAUGACACUGCUGGAUGGAGGUCUUUCAAAACCAACAGGAAUCAGUGAAUGCACUCAGGCAGCUCAGAUUCUGCAACAGAAGAUGGAAGUCAAGAUCCAUGAUGGUUUUUGUAAGAUGAAUGCUGUAAUACAUCAACAAGAGUUGCUUGGCAACCUACAAGAUCGGUUUGCACAACGCCUAGCUACACACCUUAAUAACAUGUUUAUACAACAGGGUAAUGAGAUGGCAAUGAAUACAUUAGUAAUUCAUACAAAGAAACAAACUCUACCCAAGCACCAUAACAACCAUCGUGACCUGGUGCCUUUCUCUGACCUGGUGCAGUGGCUCAAGAGGGCAGACUUCACCAGCUACAAGCAGUUGUCCGUGGUGUACACUGACAAUUUAAAGAAGUUGUAUGAAAAGGAGUUGAAGGAUUUCUUUGAAUCUGCCAAGCAAUCAUUAACCAUCAAGCCUCCGCCAACUGAUGCAAAGAAAUUCCAAUUUCACCAUAAAGAUGGCAAAAUGGGAUCACAGAGCGAUUUGACACGUGUUGGAGCACGGUUGAAAUCCGCAACUUUAGACGACAUGACACGGCAUUACAACACUUCUGAUGCAGACCUUACUGAUAGCCAAAAGUUUGAUUCAGUUUUUACACAAAUUCUAAAUGAAUUACAACCUACGUGUGAGGCUGAGCAGGAGUUUUGUUCAAAGUUCUUUGGUUUGGGUCGAGAAGAUGGAGAUGAAGAUGCUCCUUCAGAAACUGAUGGUGCUAUAAAUAGUAAAUCAAAACGUGCUGAGGAAAAGAAACAAAAUACAGAAUUGAGACAUUUCAAAAGUUCAAGACAUAUGAUGUCAGAGCUGUUUUAUGUUCUUGAGCCCGAGAUGAAAUCUUUUAUUCGAUUUGCAGAGAAAAUUGACCCUAUCUACAUCUUGUACAUGCUGGUGAGGAUUAGCAGACAAGUGUUGUCUAAGGAGUUGAAGGAUUCAAGUUCAUUUCUUAGCAUUGUACUUGCAAACUGUCUUGUUGAAGUCAAAAGGAACGUUGAUAACUUUGUGGACAACCAAGUUCGAGCCAUCAACGAUACAAGAGUAUCAAAGAAGAGCAAAUGUGGUAUUAUACCAUUUGUAGUGAAAUUUGAGAGGUUUGCAGAGCAAGCUGAGUCAAUCUUCAAAGGAACGGAUCGGAGAGCUGACUUAGAUAAGUCUUACAGCAAACUCAUAUCAGCCCAAUUUAAAAUCAUCCACAAAGUUGCCUUAGAGCACCAGAAAACACCUAGUGAUGUUAUAAUAUUUGAAAAUUUUCACCACCUUCAUGGUGUUCUGUCACGUUUAAAGAUUACGUGCUUAGAAAAUGAAAAACGUGAAGCAAAGCAGAAAUACCAAGAACACAUUCAAGCUUAUGUGACAACGUACCUUGGACGACCAAUGGAAAAGCUGAAUCACUUUUUUGAAGGUGUACAAACAUUAGUAACACAAGGCGUGAAAGAGGAGGAGGUAGGCUUUCAGAUGGCCUACAAUAAACAAGAGCUACGCAAGUUGAUUCGGGAAUACACAACAAAGGAGGUAAAAAAAGGCCUUGACAAUUUAUACAAGAAGGUGGAAAAAACACUUUGCGAAGAAGAGAGUCUAUUGCAGGUUGUGUGGCGGUCGAUGCAGCAGGAGUUUAUUCACCAAUAUAAUCACAUUCAAAACCUGAUUAAGCGUUGCUACCCUGGUGCCAAUCUCACCUUGGAAUUCACCAUCGAUGAAGUACUUCAGUUCUUCUCCAAUAUCGCUCAGUCUCAUUAAGUAUUUGAAAUCACAUCAUGCCCAUAUAUAGGCACAACAUGCCCAUAUAUAUGCACAUCAUGGCCAUAUAUAGUCACAUCAUGACUAUAGACAGAAAUUUAUAUGGUCAUGAAGAAUAUGACAUCACAUCAAGACCAUAUAUAGGUGGCACAUGUCCAUAUAUAGGCACAUCAUGACUAUAUAGGCACAUCAUGUCCAUAUAUAGGCACAUCAUGACUAUAUAUAGGCACAUCAUGUCCAUAUAUAGCCACAUCAUGACCAUAUAUAGGCACAUCAUGUCCAUAUAUAGGCACAUCAUGACUAUAUAUGGACAGAGCUUUCCAUGGUCAUUAAGAAUUUGUGCAAAGAAUAUAGAAACAUUUAUUUAUGCAGCAGUUCAAAUAAAAAUAUUUUCAUAUUAUUUUCAGUUUAAAGUUAAUUAUUUAAAAUAUUAAUAGUGGGUGUGUAUCUCCAUACCAAAGUUAACAUCAUGUGAUUUAAAAUAUUAGUAAGCAAUUUACUGUAUAUAUUACGUUAUUAUCUCAUCAUGGUAUGUAAUUAAUAUUAAUUACUUUACUCUAAUUAUUGUUCAUAUAUUAUAUGUUACACUCAAGUGCUUAUAAUAUUAUUAUUAUUAUUGUUAUUAUUAUUAUCAUUGUUAUUAUUACUGUUAUUAUUAUUAUUAUUAUCAUCAUUAUCAUCAUCAUCAUCAUCAUCAUUAUGUUAUAAUAAGAAUAUUUCAUUGUUAUUAUUGUCAGUGUUAUUUUAAUUGAAACAUAGUGCAUGGUAAAGAAUGCAUGACACUACCUUGAUUGAAUGAAUCUUUGUACCUUAAGCCUUCUCUACACACUACCAACUUUUAUGUGACAAAAAAAUGUAAAAAAUGUCCAUAUUUGGGUGUAACAUUACAUCAUCAUGACCAUAUAUGGGCACAUCACACACAUUUGUCACAUAAAACAGAGCUUCAAGCCCUGUCCA
Messenger RNA from Anneissia japonica, 3776 nucleotides. RefSeq names its product exocyst complex component 1-like. NCBI's taxonomy places the organism in Eukaryota, Metazoa, Echinodermata, Crinoidea, Comatulida, Comatulidae. Gene Ontology annotation, biological process: exocytosis; Golgi to plasma membrane transport. The transcript has 23 exons. Gene Ontology annotation, molecular function: phosphatidylinositol-4,5-bisphosphate binding. The record is from RefSeq and is a predicted model, not a curated record. Gene Ontology annotation, cellular component: exocyst; plasma membrane. Bases 177 to 2819 code for a protein of 880 amino acids.